AUGGCGACGAUGCGAGCCCACGCGACGUUCCGCCCCGCUUCCGCGCGCCAUCGAGCCCCCGCGAGCGGAUCUAAACCCCGGGCGGCGUCGACGGCGUCGUCGAGAACAUCCCGCGCGAACGCCCCGCGUCGCGCCCGCCGCCUCCUUUUCGGCGCUCUCGCGCCCGACGCCGAGGCUGUCGCGGGGGACGGGCGCGAGGAGGAACGCGACGAUGCGACGCCCCUCGACAACGUGUGCUUCGUCCUCUGCCGUCCACAGGGACCCCAGAACAUCGGCGGCAUCGCGCGCGUCAUGCAGAACUUCGGCGUCACCGACCUCCGCAUCGUCGCCCCGGAGCCCGGCGCGCUCGCCCCGCCGUUCGACGCCGCCGACGAGUACGACCGAGCCAUCCAUCCCCCGGAAGUGCGCGCGCGCGCGCCGCUCAGCGACGAGGCGCACAAGUUCGCGGUCCACGCGGACUGGCUCCUACGCGACGCGAGGCGAUGCGCCACCGCGGACGAGGCCCUCGCCGACGUAGCCUUCGUCGCGGCGACGACGGCGCGACCCAGAGAGAAUCUGUCAAUCGCGGACGUCCGAGCCGCGUCCGAGGUUCUGCGACGUCACGCGGCGAACGGAACCAAGGUGGCGGUCGUGUUCGGCAACGAGGCGACGGGGUUGACGAACGACGAGCUGGCGCGCGCGAACCUGGGCGUCAUGAUCGCCACGUCAGCCGCCACGUCAUCCCCCGCAUCGUCGCGUAAGAGAUACACGGGCGCCAAGGGCGCGACCAGCCUCAACCUGUCCAUGGCCGUCGGCGUCGUGGCGUACGAGCUGUUCCAGGCGAUGGGCGAGGGCGAGGUGUCGGGGUUCGGAUCGAGGCUCAUGACCGUGGACGAGCGCGCGAGGCUCGCGGAUGAACUCGCGGGGGCCAGACGAAGCCUCGACGUGUUGCGACGACGACACGGGUCAGCCACGGCUUCGGCUUCGGCUUCGGCUUCGCCUGAUAGUAGUGCCACGGGGGAUUCGAUCGGGGACGGGGUCGGGGUCGACGAAGACACGACGACGAGCGAGGAGGACAGGCUGCUCGACGAGAAGGAGGCGAGGGCCAUCGCGAGGGUGCUCAACGCGGGCCCCAUCGCGACAAAAGACGCGGCUGUGCUGUUCCAGCUGGCGAGGCGAACGAGGAGCGUCGAGCCGUACAGCGGCGUGGACGAGGCCGUCGUGGACGCGGCGACGGAUCUGUUCGCGCGCGCCGCGGCGGCUGGGAAGCCCCGGCCGGGGAACAAGACGGUGCUGAACCACGUGCGCGAGACGCUGGGGUUGAGUCUGACGACGAGGGAGCUGGAGCGGGUAGUGACGGCGGCGGGUGCCGUGGACCAGGCGGAGGAGCGCCUCAACAGACGCAGCGAGGGAGAGUUUCUGUGA
Molecule: messenger RNA, 1404 nt
Organism: Micromonas commoda
Lineage: Eukaryota; Viridiplantae; Chlorophyta; Mamiellophyceae; Mamiellales; Mamiellaceae
Exons: 1
Coding region: 1-1404 (467 amino acids)
Biological process (GO): tRNA nucleoside ribose methylation
Cellular component (GO): cytosol
Molecular function (GO): RNA binding
Source: RefSeq, a predicted model, not a curated record